Messenger RNA from Pygocentrus nattereri (red-bellied piranha), 5031 nucleotides. Its product is annotated as Krueppel-like factor 6. Gene Ontology annotation, biological process: regulation of transcription by RNA polymerase II. Gene Ontology annotation, molecular function: DNA-binding transcription factor activity, RNA polymerase II-specific; RNA polymerase II cis-regulatory region sequence-specific DNA binding. The transcript has 4 exons. Bases 196 to 1044 code for a protein of 282 amino acids. NCBI's taxonomy places the organism in Eukaryota, Metazoa, Chordata, Actinopteri, Characiformes, Serrasalmidae. The record is from RefSeq and is a predicted model, not a curated record.
ACAAACAUUUUGAAUGGGGAAGUUUGUGGCGCGGACGCGAGGAUUACAGCAGUGCGCUGAACGGGGAACAUAUGCGCUCUCAGCAGCAAAACUCCAGCCGAAUCCGACCUCGCGCCGACUCCUAUGUGGAAAUAAGUGACUCCCGCGCUGUGCUUUCCUACUUCGGCUUCGACAUCUCUGUCACUUGAUCCCGAAAUGGAUGUUAUUCCCAUGUGCAGCAUCUUCCAGGAGCUCCAGACCGUCCACGACACGGGCUACUUCUCUGCGCUGCCCUCGCUGGAGGAGAACUGGCAGCAGACAUGCCUGGAGCUUGAGCGCUAUUUGCAGAGAGAGCCAUACGUGUCCCCAGCUGACUUGAGGUCAGUGUGUGGGUCAGAGGAUCUGUGGACGCAGCUGAUGCGGUGCUGCGGGGAGGCCGGCGCUGCGGUGACCCAGCCAAGAACCUCUCUCCCAGGGAAUAACCAGAACCAGUCCAGCCUGGCGGCUCUGGAGCUCCGUGGCUGUGGUUCAGAUACAGGCAGUGACGGUUCAGACAGCGGGGAAGAGCUCUCGCCCUCUGCGGACCUCCUGUCUCACCCCCUCAGCCACAUCAUGACUGACCUCGACCCCCUGAACACACACACGCACUCCCCACAGCCCCAGUCACCUGAAAUGGUCAUGGAAUCGGCGCCAGAGGCCAUUUUAUCCAUUUCUCUUGGACACAGGACAAAGGGGGUCACGGGGGAUGAAGAGAGGUCAGGAGUAGGAGAGGAAAAAGGUGAAGGGUCAGCAGAGGGCAGGAGGAGAGUUCAUCACUGUCAUUUUAACGGCUGCAGGAAAGUGUACACAAAGAGUUCACAUCUGAAAGCACACCAGCGCACGCAUACAGGUGAGAAGCCAUACAGGUGUUCUUGGGACGGCUGCGAGUGGCGAUUUGCUCGGAGCGAUGAGCUCACUCGACACUUCAGAAAACACACGGGGGCAAAGCCCUUCAAAUGCAGCCACUGCGACAGAUGCUUCUCUCGUUCUGACCAUCUGGCUCUGCACAUGAAGAGACACGUCUGAAAGAGAGAGAAGGAUGGAGAAAGACUGAAAGCUGUCUGUGAAGGACAGUGAGAAAGAUAAUAUCUGUGGUUCUGUGGAAGAAUGGCUGUGGCUUUUUGUCUGUGCUGUGUGGCAGGAAGUUGAAUGAGAAUGUGUGGGAGUGUGGCACACACAUAAAGAGCAGAGCUGAGACCCAGCGGCAAGGCGCCUCCAGUGGACACAGGUGGAAGUGCAUUCCAGAAAAAGAGUGUGCAAGAGUGUUAGUGUUAAUCAGGUAUUUAGUGCAGCUAUUAAAUGUGCAAUGUGCGUUUGUGUGUUUGUUGGUUUUAUAGCCACAAACCUGUUUUGUAAAAGCUCAUAUAAGUUCUAUAAUAUCAGCAUUCUCUGUUGCUACAGUUUCGUGUGUGUGUGUGUGCGCGUGCGCGUGCAGAUGGCGUAGCUGGUUUACUGUGCAGCUGUGUUGUUGUGAGUGCACUUUACUGAAGCCCUGCUUUACAAAUUCUCCCUGAGUAGAAGUCCAGUUGUAAAAGAUAUAGUAAACAACUUAUAAGUUAUAGUUAUGUAACUUACUGGGUAAAUGUCACAAGUAAGAGGUGUGAAUAAUUGCAAAGCAGUACUGAUACUGCUGCCAACAUAACAUAAUGAUAUUAAAUCCAAAAUGUAAUUAGAAACUAAAUUUAAUGACUAAAAUGUAACUGAGAAAGUAAACUGCUUUCCUCACAAUUACACUACAGUAGGAGUAAAAUAUCAUUUUAAAUUCCUCAGGAAAUUACAAACAUCUUAAUGCAUACUUACAACAAUUCCAAAAUGACAAAUAUUAGAUAUAUCAACUAGAUUUAAGAUAAUUUCACUUCACAAAAUAUCUUUUUUUUUUUCCCCACCCAUCAAAUUUUUUCUUGAGUUUGGGUAACUGAGUAAAUAUAACUAGUUAGUAACUGCCUCUGCUGGUCAGGCCAUAGCACACUGACCCACCAUUCACCAACAAACACAUACUGAUGGCACUUAUCUUCACAAAUUCUGAUGAUGCCUGUAGGUACUUGGUUACGGAGGUUAUAAUGUUGAUAAUGCAUACAUUGAGCAUGCUGGCACUCGCUCUUUCCGUCUCCCCCUUUCUUCAUUAUGACUUGUAUUUCUCAUUUCAAGCUAACAGUGGUAUAAGGAAAGUAAUGUCAAGGUAUUAAUAGGACGUACAAUCCACAAAAGUGUGUUUCACCUUAAACCACUGAUUCUGGACGUCAGUAAUCACCUUAAAAGUUAACGUUAAUACAAUGGUGGUACAUUCUUUCCGUUUCCUAGCACUGAAACAACCUUGCUGGUAGAACAAUGCGCCAAAGUGCCUCUUCUCUUUUUGUAAUUCAGGCCUGUUGAUGUAAAACUGCCAAAAUAAAAACCCAAAGCUAUUUUCUUAAUCUUUAUUGCAACUUUAAACACAGCACUUUUUUGUUUUAGUUUACAUUUUAGUUUGACUCGCACUGUACCGUGGUUUUCAGGCUGCAUAUAAGAACCCAGAGGUCCUAGAUGUGCAGGUUUUUACAAAUAUCAGAUCUUCACGUAUUCCAGAAUAAGAACUAACUGAAUGAACCCGAAGAGAAUAUUCUUGAAACAGUGUGAAUGAUGGAGAAUAUUGUAGAUCAGUGUGAGUGAUGGAGAGCUAGGGCAGUGCAGAGAACAUUCCAGAGCAGUGUGAAUAUUGGAGAACUGAAAUUGUGCAAAUGAGGCAGUUAUUUAGGACAGUGUGAAUGGUGGAGAACAUUCUAGAACGGUGUGAAUGGUGGAGAACAUUCUAGAACGGUGUGAAUGGUGGAGAACAUUCUAGAACGGUGUGAAUGGUGGAGAACAUUCUAGAACGGUGUGAAUGGUGGAGAACAUUCUAGAACGGUGUGAAUGGUGGAGAACAUUCUAGAACGGUGUGAAUGGUGGAGAACAUUCUACAACAGUGUGAAUGGUGGAGAACAUUCUACAACAGUGUGAAUGGUGGAGAACAUUCUACAACAGUGUGAAUGGUGGAGAACAUUCUGCAGAAUCCCAACAAUCACACACAAGUGUGGCACACCAACCCACCAUCUGCCGCUGGGGAGAACAUUGGGUCAGGUGCUCUGGAACUUAGCUUUAUUUAGAAUGCUAAUCAUUCUGGAUUGCUCAUCAGAUGUGCAUUGGCUGUUGAAAGGCAGCGCUCAGUGGGAGCGAAGUGUCACCCAACAUGACGUUGUAUAUAAAAAUUUAUUUUGUUGUAACCACUAUUGCUGGGAGAGAAACAUUGCUGAGUCCCAGUGACAGAGUCUCUUAUAAAGCAUGAUUUUGGUUGUUUGCUAUUUGAGUUUAUGUUCUGUUCAUUUUUAAUGCUGUAAAGUGAUAGUGCCUUAAGAUCGAGGCCUUGGCCUACAGAGAAAUCAGGAAUCAAUAGCCAAAUGAAACCAUUUUGCCUGGUAGAUCAGGUCCAAAAAUGCUCAUUUGUUUUGAUAAUGAGUGUGAAAGCAUUUUGGUGAUGAACAACGUUAUCAAGGGAAACAUAAAUAUUGCAGCCUAUGUGAGAAUUUGUCUCGGAGGCAUGUUUUAGAAAGGAAGAAAAUUUAGACAUUUCCAUUUUUUCCCUCCAUUUAAUACAAAUACAUACAAGAAAAAUAUCUAAAGUGAAUGGUUUUUGGACCUGACCUACUAGACUUAGGAGCUUCAUUGAUUAUUAUUAUAAUUUUAGUCAUAUUCACAUUCAUGCCAAACAAAUUUCUGCUCUGGUCUCAAAAGACUAAUUAAAUCUGUAUUUCACUGAUUUCUGAGAUGUAAAGUCAUUCAGAGUGAUUUUGUGCGAAAUUGUUCACUAGUGAAACUUACUGGGGUUUUUUUUUCUUUUUUUCUUUUUCAGUGGUUAUAUGAACCAGAGGGCAGACAAUUUGUUUAUUAUCCAAAAUUAAUUUUUGUUGUAUGUAAUGUUGAUGAUGGUAAAAUAGUGAUAAAUUUAAAAACAAAGUUUUUUGGGGGGAAUAUUUUGCCUUAUAGCAUCCUGCUUGGACCUCUCAACCGUAAAAUAGAUUUACAAAAACAUGAUUUAGACCAAAAUCUUAUGUCAAAACUAUUGUCAAACAAUGUAUUAGCUAACUAUAAUGUAGCUUCUAGAGAUGUUAAAUGCUUUGACAUCUGGUUCCUAUCAUCACCACUGUGAAUUGAGUUGGUAAGUUUGAAUGGAGCAUUUCACAUCAAGCCGCUCUGAUUUAGUUUAUAUCUUAACCAUUUAAUUAUUCAGUUAUGCAAUGUUCAUCAGUGAAAUCAUAGAUUAACCACAGUUAUCACAACUAGAUUGGCAGUCUGAGUGCAGAUUUGCAACUGCAUCUAGUUUUUCAUUCCAUUUCAUCCAUUACAGCAAGUGGAAUGCUUUCAAAUACAUAUGGAAAAGAAGUCUCAUUUGAUCAUCAAGCUCACAUAUAUUAUGUGAAUAUGUGCUUCUGGAGCACUUGGACCAAUGAAUUUGCACUGUGUAGCACUAAUAAAGAGGGAUUUGUGAUAUAAUGGUACACAUUUUAAUCUCUAAGAAAAGUUAUUUAAAAAAAUAAGCGGAAAAAAAGGUAAUCCCUGAUUCUUACAGUGAUGAUACCAAGGCACAUCCCCACCUGCUGACAGACCAAGUGGGGUCCAGGUGUGAGUGCAUAGAUGUAGAGGUUUCACUGUGGUCCUUCAUACUUUUUGAUCAUCAGAACAGUUUCUUUUUUCUAUUUAAACCACUGCACAGUGUCUGAUGGUCAAAAAGCUGUGAAUCCUUGAUUACAGCACUGGGAGUUUGAUGGAACUAAUAUGAAAUAAUGUGCUGGUGUUCUGGAUUAAGCCUAAUAUUGGUUUGUUUUACACAAUUAAAUGGGAUUCACUUUUGAAAAUCCUUUAAAAUAAAGUGUCGUGCUAGAUUUAUUCCACAUCAGGGAAGUCACCAGUAUGUGUUAUGAGUAUAUGUACAUUGUGAAAAGAGUUUGUAAAGAUGCAACUGUUAUGCAAAGUAAAAGAAUAAAAAAAAAAUUUCACACA